UAAACGGCUUAAGAUGAUGAAAGCAUAAUCUGUCCAUGGGCGUGAGGAGCAUUGGAAUAUAUCCUUUGUGAAUACUAGAAAUUGCCAGCAUUUUUCUUCCUAUUCAAGAAUCAGUUUAAUUUGGUAUAUGUCCAUGGCUUCUCGGACCAUACCAAGCUCAUUGCGCUCAGCUGUGAAUUUUUCAUCAAAAUCCCAAAUUACUAGCAAGCCAUUGUCUUGCGUAACUUUUGGAGCGCUAAACAGACCCAGAAGUAGAAUUUCUGUUUCAAUUCGUGCGAUGGGCUCCUCAGCUUCUUCUCAAAAACCAGACACUGCUCAAGGGGCCAGCAAAGUAGAUUAUAGCUCUGUAAGCGAUGACGAGUGGAGGAAGCAGCUAACAAAGGAACAAUUUUACAUUACACGGCAAAAGGGUACAGAACGAGCAUUCACUGGGGAGUACUGGAACACCAAAACCCCUGGAACAUAUCAUUGCGUCUGCUGUGACACUCCUUUAUUUGAAUCAUCUACGAAAUUUGAUAGUGGGACUGGGUGGCCAUCUUAUUACCAACCCGUAGGAAACAAUGUGAAGUCAAAGAUGGACUUGUCUAUCAUUUUCAUGCCUCGUCAAGAAGUUCUAUGUGCAGCUUGCGAUGCUCAUCUUGGACACGUGUUUGAUGAUGGCCCUCCACCUACUGGAAAGCGUUACUGCAUCAACAGUGCUGCCCUGAAAUUGAAGCCAAAAUAGAAAUGUGCUGUGUGGAGAACCAAAGGGUAUUGAUUUCAUGACAUCGUGAAGAUAUAAAGUUGCAGAAUUUAUCAUAUGCAGGAAAUAUUGUUGCUUCUAAUAUUUUAAGCUUGAAGGUUUUCUUCUGUGUGAUAUAUUAAGUACAUUUCUGCUAAUAUAUAUGUUCACACAUUAUAUAGGAGUAAUAUAAGAGUGUAAAAUGUACACUGUUUCUGCAUAUUCUAUAUAAAUGUCUUACAUGUUCAUAGGUUUUGUUGUC
Nicotiana attenuata is the source of this 983-nucleotide messenger RNA. RefSeq names its product peptide methionine sulfoxide reductase B1, chloroplastic. The record is from RefSeq and is a predicted model, not a curated record. The transcript is spliced from 5 exons. Gene Ontology annotation, biological process: response to oxidative stress; protein repair. Gene Ontology annotation, molecular function: peptide-methionine (R)-S-oxide reductase activity. Lineage: Eukaryota; Viridiplantae; Streptophyta; Magnoliopsida; Solanales; Solanaceae. Bases 128 to 724 code for a protein of 198 amino acids. Gene Ontology annotation, cellular component: cytoplasm.